CCCCCCCCCCCCUCCCCGCCCCUCCCCAGCUCAGUAUGCUUGUGUGAACUCGCUCUCUUAGUGGCUCACUCUUCUGUGACUCCUUAGGUUUUUCGUUCCUCCGGUCUCUUCCUCCUCUCUUUCCUCUUUGCAUUUCUCUGUGUCUCUCUCCUCUCGCUGCUUCUCCUCCCGCUCUUCCUCCGGUGGUCCUCCCACUCUUCUUCUUCCUUCUUGCUGGACACAGUCACUGCCUCCGCUUUCCGCUUUCCGCUCGUGUUUUCUUCGGCUUUUGUGGUUGUCUUAUCGUGAUUUUCUCGAUAGUCGUCCGUAGUCGCCUCUCCCUCUGCCAAAUUUGUUGCGAGUGUUCUGAGCCUUUGAAGCCAGAGGUCUCGAGUGCUUCUCUGCUUCUCCGUGUGUUGUUUGCGUUGAAGCAACGGCAGCAGCAGCUGCAGCUUGCGAAUUUGUGAAGGUGUUGUUUCCAGUACCGAAUCCGAGAAGUUCGAGAGCGGCGCUAUUGCACGCCGGGCCGGAACCAGUUUCGGCAGCAGAGAUCGCGGUCGUGAUCAGAGGUUGCAUCAGGAAGCGUGGGGUGAAUUUCGGAAGGCUUCAUGAUUUGCAGUGGAGUUUGGUCGAAUAGUCUCGUAUCUCUGGACAUGCAGCAGCAGACUCGUCCGUCCGGUUCUACGGAGGUUCGUGGUUGAUCGCUAGAGGGUAUUGCGGUCCGAGGUUCUUCUGAGGAAGUUAAAGCAGGCGUCUUUGACAGGCACCCUGGAGGCGAGUAGUAGCAGUGGCAGGGAGGUGAAGGGCGACGGUUAACACCGGAUUGAGUCGAGCGCGUCGGGGUUCUCAUCGCUACUGAGGCAGAAGAGGUCUUGUCUUGAGGAAAUCCUCAGGAGACAUUAGCUCUCUGAGGAAGCCGAUCUGGUCGAACGAUUCUCACGUGUUCAGAACGAGCUUUCUGGUUUCUCUUACGUCUAAGCUUGUAAAGUAGUCGGCAAUUUCUCUGGAGAUCGCUCUCGAGGAACGAUCGCAGGCGCAGGGCCGAGGAUUCGAUUCCGGAUCCACCAGGCAGAGAAGUUACAGCAGCUGAUCGUCGACACAUGCAGUAGCGGAGGAUUCUGUGAGCAGGAGGAGGCGGACGAGGAACCUGCCGGGAGAAGCAGAGGUAGUGCAAGCGAAGUUUGUGAGUUAGAGAGGGAGGAAAAGGGGAAGGGAAAGAGUCUCGUGCCCAGAGAGGCAGGAACUUCUAGCUAGUGAACAGAGUAUGCCGAAGCCUUGUGAUGCAUGUCAGUCAUCGAGCGCAGUCGUCUACUGCCGGGCCGACGCCGCCUUCCUGUGCGCAGGGUGUGACACCAAAGUCCAUGGCGCCAACAAGCUGGCGCAACGCCACGAGCGAGUCUGGGUGUGCGAGGUGUGCGAGGUCGCGCCAGCCGUGGUGACGUGCAAGGCGGACGCCGCCGCGCUCUGCGUCGCGUGCGACACCGAUAUCCACUCGGCCAACCCGUUGGCCCGGCGCCAUGAGCGGACGCCCGUCACUCCCUUCUACGAGUGCCCGGGCCAGUCCAUCAAGGUGGCGCACAUUAGCGCGCUGGUCGCGCCCCAGGGCGGGCAGGGCCGCGACGACGACGCGGACCUCGACGCCGACGAGCACUCAGUCGCGGAGGAGGCCGCGUCGUGGCUGCUGCCCAACCCCAAGCCGCUGACGGAGAACAACAUCCUCGGCGACGACAAGGGCUCCAUGGGCCAGGGCGAGAUGGGGUCGCUGGUGAACGACGACGGGGACGACGACGAUCUCGAGCCUUCAUCGUUCCUCGUGCCCAGCGGCGGCUUCAGCCCGAAUUCCACCCUCUCGCACAAGAGCGACGGCAUGAGCAUGAAGCACCACAAGUCCAAAGUGGAAGCCAAUGCCGGCGACCUGUUCUCCGACGUCGAUCCUUACCUGGAUCUCGACUACGCCACCGUGGUCGGGGCCAAUCCCAACCUGGGCGCAGACAGUCUCGUGCCAGUACACAGCGACCACCCCGCGCACUCGUCGCCCUCCAUGUCCACCGGAUCGGGCUCCUUCGAGGGCGAGGCCGUGUGCAAGGCCGGCUAUGGCUACGAAUCGUCGCUGACUCACAGCAUGUCGUCGUCGUCGCUGGACGUGGGGAUCGUGCCGGACACGAACGCGCUGAGCGACAUCUCGACGCCGUACGACGGGAGCCAGGGGCACGGGUUCGAGUUCCCGCCGCGAAUGCUGCACAUGGCGCAGGUGGAGCCGCCGAUGGCGCGCGAGGCGCGAGUGAUGCGCUACAAGGAGAAGCGGAAGAACCGCAAGUUCGAGAAGACCAUCCGGUACGCGUCGCGCAAGGCGUACGCGGAGUCGCGGCCCCGGAUCAAGGGCCGGUUCGCCAAGCGCAACCCGACGGACAUGAGCCUGCAGGACAUGUACCCGAACGUCCCGGACUCGGGCUUCGGCGUCGUGCCAGCCUUCUGAGCGCGCGCCGCGCCGCGCGCGCGAGGCGAGACGUCCGGCUUGCAAUCAAGCUAGACCUUGUGACUUGGUUGUAGUCAUUCCACCCGUGAAACUUGUUGCCGAGCCAUACGGACUACCAACCAAGAGACUAGUGCAGAGACAAGACUGUGAGAGGUUCGGACGGUCUUGUUCUGAAAGGUGUAUCGAGAGGAGCAUGUGUCAGUCAGCCCAUUUUCUCGUCUCAAAGUGGCAGUCGCGUCCAGAGCAAAGGCUCUGUCGCGGCCGAGGUGUCUUCAUAGUACUAAGGAGAGAAUGUGUGAUUACGUUCCUACUGGACCCAGCCGGCCGGGUUGUCCACUCAUCUUCUGCUCGGAAGAGUGUCGUGGGGGGCCCUGCGGGGCUCGAUGAUGAUGGAAGGAAGUAUGCCACACACACGCGAAGAGUACUAGCUGGCAGGGAAGGGAGUGCACGGCGGGAGGGAGGGCGAGGCCGGGCCCCGAGCGACUUCGGCUCUGCCCUGCUCCUGUCUCCCGACGUUGCACGAAUUGUGGAUAUUGCCGGGUUUUCUUCCCAUCCAAAAGGACGGGUUGCAUGCAGCAGGAGGUUCUGGUGUACAUGUGGAUUGUUCUACUCCCUGGUUGAAGUGGAGUGGUUGUAAGUGCUUUUUAUGAGGAAUUCGAUUAUGUACCGGUGAAGAUUUUGGUAAGAAGAAGAAGAUGACAUGUUCCGCUGUCAAUAUCUCUCUGAGGUGCCCGGGGUGAGAGGAGAGGCGAGGAGAGGAGAGGACAGCUGACGAGAGGGAGAGGGGUGUGGGGAGAGGGGGAGAGAGAGGGAGAGGGAAAGCAGGGGAUGAUAUAGUGUGCUACAUCGCUGUGGACUAGGUUGUUUGCGACUAGAUUUUUUGUCAUCCAGGUGUUUGGAAGUUGGUUCAUUUGCAGUCUCUGUUCAACCUUCUGCAACGGACGAACACCUGGCAUGAUUCUGUACUUCAUAAAUAACCCACGAAAGAGCUCCAAGCGUUGGAACAGAAACUUAGUAGAUAGCACAGCUUAGUUCUAUUCUUGUGGUAACAUCGUUUACAUGAUGUAUUGCAGUCCGAAGCAGCUCAGCCCAGGUGGCCCAAUGGCCAGACCCAAUACAAUACUCUGGUGGCGGCCUAAGGCCAGACCAAUCAAUACUCUCUGGCUUGUAGUGGAUUGUAAGAAGGUGUGAUCCGCCUGUAGUUAUGCGUUAAGGAUACAACUCCUUCGCCACAAGACCUCAUUUGACGACAAUUCAAAGAUCCAGUGUUUUUAACCGCCACGGUUGUGGUUCAAUUUUGUACUCCUGGUCGAUGCUUUCUGAAUGUACAGUUGGUUUCCCGAUAAACCGUCGAGUUUUCUCGCUCUCGUGUCAUCAUCCGAGCCUUCUACUCUCUGUCCUGGUGUCGUUCACGUCUCUUUCUCGAGUCGCCUCGUUCGGAAUUGAGUCUCCAAUUCUCCAGUUUGGAUUUUGGAGUCCAGCAAGUAUUUAAUUCUGGACUCCCGCCGGAUGGCAUGCCGAGAUGGCAGCAUUUCAAUGUGUCAGGAAUGUCUGAGCAAUCUCCGUGCGGCUUGUGCAUCGCCGUCAUGCUCGAAGCGUGAACCGUGAUACCGUCGACCGGCCUCCGGUAGAGAAGCGCACCAGCCGGAGCCGCCGAGAAGGUGGAGGAUGUUAUAAUUCUGACCGGUCACCGAGCGGGACGUACCGUGCCCAGAGGUGACCAACGACGAGAGGAC
Molecule: messenger RNA, 4191 nt
Organism: Marchantia polymorpha subsp. ruderalis
Lineage: Eukaryota; Viridiplantae; Streptophyta; Marchantiopsida; Marchantiales; Marchantiaceae
Source: the annotation of a GenBank genome assembly